GCACUGCCUGAAGAAACGUCGCUGCUCCGGGACCACACCUAUCUGUUUUCCCUUUCUUACACUGAGAGAGGGAGGAAACGGAACUACUCAUACCCCCCCUGCUCCCCCUUUGCAUAUUACUAUUACUGCUAUCGCUAUCGCCUCAUCUACCGGCGGAGGAUGGUGCCUUUCCACGGGAGUAUCACCCUGACUGAGCGCGAGAGCCUGAUCCUCAGACCUCGCUACUGCCUCCAGUGUUCCUGAGUCCUUGGGAGGCGGCCCGGCCAGCAGAGGGGCUAACCAGGGCGAGCUAAAAGAGUUGUACAAGGCUGGGAACCUGACAGUGUUUGCUGGCGACCCUCUGCUCCCUGGUCUCCCUGUCCAGCUGGACUUCCAUUUCCAACUAGGUCCCCACAGCUCUGCUCACUGGCACGGACUCCUAACUGACAGCAAGCUUUUCCUGGACACGCCCCGCGGCGCCCUGGAUCAAAACAACCGUGAAAGCCUGACUGCGACGCUGGAAUACGUGGAGGAAAAGACCGCCGUGAACCUCGUGUUUGUGAACUUCCACCCGGCUCGCAGCGAUCGCGGAGACCUGUUCCGAGCAUUCAGUUACUUGGGCUUUGAGGUGGUCAGACCAGACCAUCCCUCACUGCCGCCCUGGGAGGACGUUAUCUUCAUGGUUUGCCCGCUGGAGCGAGACUGCUGUCCGGAGCUGGCAUGAGAGUUCCCGAAGCCGGGCAUUCUGCAAAGACAGGACGGGAUGGAGGGGGGACGGCUUAGCUCCCAUUUAACUUGGGCCUGGAACUGGCAGGAUCGGGCAGAGUCUUUGAGCUGAUGUGUGUAACUGAGCGUGUCCCCACUGAGCAUCAUUAAAC
Molecule: messenger RNA, 857 nt
Organism: Chelonia mydas (Green sea turtle)
Lineage: Eukaryota; Metazoa; Chordata; Testudines; Cheloniidae
Gene: OAZ3
Product: ornithine decarboxylase antizyme 3
Biological process (GO): positive regulation of protein catabolic process
Cellular component (GO): nucleus; cytoplasm
Molecular function (GO): ornithine decarboxylase inhibitor activity
Source: RefSeq, marked reviewed